AAGAGAAAAUAAUUGCAAACCAAAAAAACACACAGAGUGAGUGAGAGUGAGUGUGUGUAUGUGUGUGUAAAUUUAUGUUUUUGUUUUGCAACAAAAAAUGUUAUUAAAAAUGGAACAACAACAAGCGACGGCGUCGUUUAUAUCGUCGCUAAAUAUGUCACCAUUUUCAUUGCAAUUGGAACAGGAUCAGCCUUCCUCACCAGCUCUGGUAGCUGGUAAUAAUUCGAAUUCCAAUCAACAACAUCUAUUAAAUAAUAAUCAAAAUAAUAAUAACAACAACAACAACAAUAAUAACAAUAAUACGGAUAAUGAUUUAACUAAUGCCAAUGAUGAUUAUAGUUCUUAUACUUUACAUUUAACCAAUACAAGUCAUCAACAGCAGCAACAACAACAGCAGCAGCAACAACAACAUCAUCACCAGCAACAACAACAACAUCACUACCAUCAGCAACAACCUCAACACUACCAACAGCCACCUCAACAACAACAGCAGCAGCAACAGCAACAACAACAAAAUAUUGCCAAUAAUCCCAAUUUUCAAUAUUCCUACAUCUAUAACAUCGAUUCUCAAUAUAUUUUUCCCACAGGUUAUCAGGAUACCACCUCCUCCCAUUCACAACAGAGCGCCAAUGGCGGCAAUGGUCCUUCCUCAAAUCAAACCACCUCCAAUCCCUCAGCCGGCGUCUCCCUUAUAAAUGGGGUUGUCACUCUCAAUUCAGCCCAAAAUUCUGCCCUUAUCGGUAGUGCUGGUGGUGGCAGUAAUAAUGGCGGCUCUUCGGCUUCAUCAGCCUCAGGCACUUAUAUGUCCCUAUUGCCACCAAAUGUUGGUGCCACCAGCUCUUCCACCGGCCACUUAGUGGGUGGGGUUAAUGCUUUGGGCGGUGGCGGCGGUGGUGGUGGUACCAGUGCCUCUGCCACUGGCUCAACGCCUGAUGUUAUUGAUUUCAAACAUCUAUUCGAGGAACUGUGUCCUGUGUGUGGUGAUAAGGUCAGUGGCUAUCAUUAUGGUCUGCUGACGUGUGAAUCGUGUAAAGGUUUCUUUAAGCGUACAGUACAAAAUAAGAAAGUGUACACGUGUGUAGCGGAACGUUCGUGUCAUAUUGAUAAGACACAACGUAAGCGUUGUCCAUAUUGUCGUUUUCAAAAGUGUCUCGAAGUGGGCAUGAAAUUAGAAGCUGUGAGAGCCGAUCGUAUGCGCGGCGGUAGAAAUAAGUUUGGACCCAUGUACAAAAGAGAUCGAGCGCGAAAAUUGCAAGUGAUGCGACAACGACAAAUAGCAUUGCAGGCCUUACGAACGUCUAUGGGAACGGGAGAAAUCAAACCGACACCUCUAUCGCCCGGCUAUCAACAGGCCUAUACAAAUAUGAAUAUAAAACAAGAAAUACAAAUACCUCAGGUAUCCUCUCUAACACAAUCACCCGACUCAUCACCCAGCCCCAUUGCUAUUGCCUUAGGUCAGGUUAAUGCCAGCUCUGGUGUGAUAGCAACACCUAUGAAUGGCAGUAGUGGUGCUGGUGGUGGCGGAGGAGGCGGCGGCGGUGGUGGUGGCAAUAGUGGUAAUAACAACAGCAGCAAUACAAGUGAUGGCAUCAACCGCGUUGGUAGUGGCAGUGGUGGUGGCAGUGGUAAUUGCCAUGAAACUGGCACAGGAUCCUUACAAAGUGCCAGCGAUUCAAAAUUGUGCUUCGAUUCGGGCACACAUCCUUCUAGUACCGCCGAUUCCAUAAUAGAACCUCUAAGGGUCUCACCGAUGAUCAGGGAAUUUGUACAGUCAAUAGAUGACAGGGAAUGGCAAACGCAAUUAUUUGCGUUGCUGCAAAAACAAACGUACAAUCAAGUUGAAGUGGAUCUCUUUGAAUUAAUGUGUAAAGUUUUAGAUCAAAAUCUAUUUUCCCAAGUUGAUUGGGCCCGCAACACUGUGUUCUUUAAAGAUUUGAAGGUCGACGAUCAAAUGAAACUUCUACAACAUUCAUGGUCCGAUAUGUUAGUAUUGGAUCAUCUGCAUCAGCGCAUACACAAUGGCCUGCCGGACGAGACCCAACUGAAUAAUGGUCAAGUCUUUAAUCUCCUUAGUUUAGGCCUACUGGGCGUACCACAGCUCUCCGAUUAUUUCAAUGAAUUGCAAAAUAAAUUGCAAGAUUUGAAAUUUGAUAUGGGCGAUUAUGUGUGUAUGAAAUUUUUAAUUUUAUUAAAUCCAGAUGUACGAGGUAUUAUCAAUAAGAAAACUGUAUUGCAGGGUCACGAAAAUGUACAAGCAGCGUUAUUAGAUUAUACAUUAACGUGUUAUCCAUCUGUGACGGAUAAAUUUAGGAGGCUGUUAAGUAUACUGCCCGACAUACAUGCGAUGGCAGCGCGUGGUGAAGAGCACUUAUAUUCAAAACACUGCGCUGGCAGUGCACCCACACAAACGUUACUCAUGGAAAUGUUGCAUGCAAAAAGAAAAGUGUAAAAAAUGUUUAAAGCAAAGGCAACAUAUUAAAAAAAAAUAAAUUAAAUAAAACAUAAGGGGCGGGUAGAUACAUAUACAUAGUACAUAUAAAUAUAAGUUAAAACACAAAAAUCAUUUAAGAGAAAAGAAAAGUUAGCAACAAAUUUAAAGGUUUUAAACUAGAGAAAAAAAAUAUUUAAAAGAAAAACAAAAGCCAAGCUUAUAAAGGAGAAAGAAACUAUAUUUUUGUGACAAUUAUAAUAAAAAAAAAGAAAAUAUUUA
Messenger RNA from Lucilia sericata (common green bottle fly), 2710 nucleotides. RefSeq names its product nuclear hormone receptor FTZ-F1 (gene ftz-f1). The record is from RefSeq and is a predicted model, not a curated record. Gene Ontology annotation, molecular function: zinc ion binding; nuclear receptor activity; RNA polymerase II cis-regulatory region sequence-specific DNA binding. NCBI's taxonomy places the organism in Eukaryota, Metazoa, Arthropoda, Insecta, Diptera, Calliphoridae. Gene Ontology annotation, biological process: hormone-mediated signaling pathway; regulation of transcription by RNA polymerase II; tissue development. The transcript has 9 exons. Bases 98 to 2449 code for a protein of 783 amino acids. Gene Ontology annotation, cellular component: RNA polymerase II transcription regulator complex.